Rhopalosiphum padi (bird cherry-oat aphid) is the source of this 707-nucleotide messenger RNA. Its product is annotated as active regulator of SIRT1-like. Bases 259 to 684 code for a protein of 141 amino acids. The record is from RefSeq and is a predicted model, not a curated record. Lineage: Eukaryota; Metazoa; Arthropoda; Insecta; Hemiptera; Aphididae. The transcript has 5 exons.
CCAGCAUGUGGUUAGGCCUUAGGCGUCUUGGCGAUUACCCACUAUAGUCAUGCUGUAAAGACUAGUGUCAACUCUACUGUACUAUUAUAUUUAUAUAGUUAUACUUAUUAAAUUGAUUUUCAGUUGUUUAAUAAUUAAGUUUCGAUUUCUUUUUUGUUUUGAAAUCAAAAUGUCCUUCGAAUUAAAAAAGAAGAAAAAUAUCUUCGUGUUUUGAAAUUUGUUGAUAUGUUCAAAUACUGAAACACUUACGCAGUGAAUAUGUCUUAUUCUACUUUGAAAAAAGCUCUACAUUUAUUUGAGGAACAACCACCUUUUAAUCAAAAACCAACACAAAAAAAACCUGCCAAAAAAUCUUCUAGUCGCUUAAAUAAAUCUAAAAGUAAAUCACAGCGUACGAAAAGUGUAUUUAAAGUACCAAAUUUUAUGAAAUCUGAUGCUGGAAAAUCUGUUCUUAAAAUAAAAGAACAAAUUAAAAAUGAAAAGGAAUUGAAUUUGGUGCAGUUAAAUUUAGAAAGAUUACACAAAUUAGAUAAAACUAGUUGUGUAAAUAACAUCGCAUCUAAUUUGAUCAAGCAGCGUUUAGUUAAUUUGUCAUCUGAAAUACCAAAUUCCAAAAAAGAAGAAAGUACAGUAUUUACCGAUGAAGAUUUUGAGAAAUUUGAACGUGAAUAUUUUCAAAACUAAUGGAUGAUUUCAUACUAGGAAAA